AUGUCCCCAAGCACCUUGCCGCAACUGGACGAGCACCGGAUUAUGCAGCCUCCAGCUGAAUCUGCUGAUGGUAACAUUCCAUUCAACAUAUCUCGCCAGCGACGUCGUAGUGAUUCUGAGUAUGUCCGCCAUCGUGACCUAGGCGCUGGUGCGAUUAGGCGUAAUGGUGUUGUCGAACCGGAUAAUGCUCCCUCUCCUGCCGGUAGAAGCUGGUUGAUCUAUGUCGUGGGAACAAACCUUUCGGAAAAUCACCCUGCGUUUGCGACACCAAGUCUCUUCACCGAUAACCCAACAUAUGAAGACAUGAUUCUACUCUCGUCUCUCCUCGGUCCAGUGAAGCCUCCAGUUGCCACCCAAGAGGACCUCACUUCGGCUGGUGGAGUAUACCGUGUUGUGGAAUAUAGUGGCUCUCUUGUUGCGGAAGCUUUGGAUGGUGCUGGCGCCAUUCAAAUUCCCAACGGGGAUCGAUGCUUGAUCUGUCUCGGCGAUUACGAGGCUGCGGAAGAGCUCCGGCAAUUGACCAAAUGCGCGCAUGUAUUCCACCGAGAUUGUAUAGAUCAGUGGUUGACAACUGGUCGCAACUCUUGCCCUCUAUGCAGAGGUCAGGGCGUAGCCGAGACAUCGAAUGCAGAUCGCACUCCAGAGAACACGUCAUCUGCUUGA
Messenger RNA from Aspergillus oryzae RIB40, 663 nucleotides. Its product is annotated as RING-H2 finger protein. Gene Ontology annotation, biological process: ubiquitin-dependent protein catabolic process. Bases 1 to 663 code for a protein of 220 amino acids. Gene Ontology annotation, cellular component: cytoplasm. The record is from RefSeq and is a predicted model, not a curated record. The transcript is spliced from 3 exons. Gene Ontology annotation, molecular function: zinc ion binding; ubiquitin protein ligase activity. NCBI's taxonomy places the organism in Eukaryota, Fungi, Ascomycota, Eurotiomycetes, Eurotiales, Aspergillaceae.